CGGUACCAGGCAGCUUUAAGCCCUACCUCACACGACCGCCGCAUACCUGGCCUCGCAACUCCUCUUCUAUUCUUCACAACCAGCUGCCGCUGGGAUUCGGACUUAGUGAAAAUGUUUGGCUUCAUUGCCGACGGGUUGACCGUCGCCAUCACCGUCCUCCUUCCGAUCUUCGCUUCCUACAAAGCCCUCCACACCUCCGAUCCAGCCCAACUCGCACCGUGGCUUAUCUACUUCAUUACCCUCCUUCUCUUCCAUACAAUUGAGAACACUUUCGACUUCAUCCUAGCAUGGGUUCCAUUCUAUUCUUGGAUCCGCUUCUUCGCGCAUCUCUACCUCAUCCUGCCGGGUUCCCAAGGCGCAACUUUCCUCUACCAGGAGUACAUCGAGCCGUUCCUGUACCACCACGAGCGCGAAAUCGAUGACUUCAUAACCCAGGCACACGACAAUUCAAAGAAGGCGGGGCUAGCAUACCUCCAGCAAGCCGUCGAAUGGGCUAAGGUCAAUGUGCUGGGCUUCGCGCCGCAGGAGCGCGCUCCCUCGCCCACCCCGGGUCAAAGCUACGCCCAAAACCUCAUGUCGAGGUUUAAUAUGCCUUCUGCGCGCGGAAGUGACAACCUGUACGGCUUGGUCAACCAAGCGCUCAGCGGCGCAAGCGCGCUCUACGCAGGAAACAGAGACGCCCAAGCUGCAGAGCUCAGCCGAAGCGCAAACAUCAUCCCGGAUAACAUCCGCAAUAACGACGACCGGCUCAACUACGUCUCCUCGCAGCGAGAGCGCCUGAUGACACUCCUCCAGGCGUUCGACCGCGAAGCCGAUAACGUGCGUGCUCAGCGGGAGGGCGGAAGCAGGUACUACGAGGGAACCGGCGGGCUGUCGAAGAGCAGGAGUGAGGCCGAGUUCGAUAGGAUUGAGGUUGACGAGGCGAGCUCUGGCUCUGGCUCAGAGCGACCGCCGUAUCCCAUCACUCCGCCAGCAUUUGAUCGGAGAACGAGCAGCGGGUGGAUGCCUUGGAAUUGGCAGCGCGGACCGCCGCCACCACCGCCACGGGAAGACGACCCGCUUGCCUAUGGCAGGGAGCCUGGUUCGCGACGUGAUCAGGGUCAUUCUACGGGCUACGACGCUGGUGACCGUUAGUUGGUGCAUGCUGUGGGAUCCGUUCUCGUUAUUCUCAAAUUACGGCGUUAAUAAUACUACGUUGGAUCGGGAGCUAGAUAAAAUGCUCCAAACGUGUUCUAACCAUCUUGGCUUGGCUGAGAAAAGGGCACAAUGGAUAUCAGGUAUUGCAACGAUUUGGACCUUGGACAACUGUCUUCUCCAUGUAAGUCGAGACACUGAUGUGAUCUUACAUUAUAUAUAUAGAUGUGCAUCCACAUCCAUGU
Molecule: messenger RNA, 1379 nt
Organism: Paraphaeosphaeria sporulosa
Lineage: Eukaryota; Fungi; Ascomycota; Dothideomycetes; Pleosporales; Didymosphaeriaceae
Exons: 2
Coding region: 112-1134 (340 amino acids)
Source: RefSeq, a predicted model, not a curated record